GUUUGAUCGAUGAACGACUACAAGAGAGGAAACUAAGAAUUGAUACAAAGGGUGAUGUUUUAGACGUACUUCUCAACAUUAGCAAAGAUAGCCAGAAGAGCUUGAUGGGAUUCACAUUGAGCGCUUGUUAUUUGACUUAUUUGUAGCAGGGACAGAAACUACAUCAAGUGUACUAGUAUGGGCAAUGGCAGAAUUACUUAAGAAUCCACAAAUUUUAGAGAAAGCCCAAGAAGAACUUGCAGAUUUAAUUGGUAAAGGCAAACUGGUAGAAGAAGCUGAUGUUGCAAAAUUGCUUUACUUGCAAUGCAUAGUGAAAGAAACAUUAAGAAUACACAUCCCAGUUCCUUUCUUAAUUCCGCGAAAAGUUGAGGAAGAUGUUGAGAUUUGUGGCUAUAUUGUUCCAAAAAAUUCACAAGUACUUGUCAAUGCGUGGGCUAUAGGUUGCGACUCUAAUAUAUGGGAUGAUCCAUUGGUUUUUAAGCCGGAGAGGUUUUUGGAGUCAGAAGUAGAUUUUCGUGGUCAGGAUUUUGAGCUCAUUCCAUUUGGUGCUGGUCGAAGAAUUUGUCCUGCAUUGCCUUUGGCGGAAAGGAUGAUUCUGGUAGUGCUAGGUUCAUUGAUAAAUAAAUUUAAUUGGAAAUUAGAUGGUGGAAUUGAUCCUAAAGACUUGAACAUGGAUGAAAAAUUUGGUCUUACUUCGCUGAAAGCCCAACCUCUACGAGCAAUCCCAAUUCCACUGUAGCUGCAUGCAGAUUCUUUCCUUUCGUCGUCCUGUAGUAAGGCCAUGCCAUUUCUACUUCUGCAUCAAAAUAAUACACUUUUACAUGCUUUCAGUUUGUAGUUGUUUUGGAAACGAAUAAUCAAAUAUAUAUAUUUUUA
Nicotiana attenuata is the source of this 876-nucleotide messenger RNA. RefSeq names its product geraniol 8-hydroxylase-like. NCBI's taxonomy places the organism in Eukaryota, Viridiplantae, Streptophyta, Magnoliopsida, Solanales, Solanaceae. The coding region runs from base 185 to 739 and encodes 184 amino acids. The record is from RefSeq and is a predicted model, not a curated record. The transcript has a single exon. Gene Ontology annotation, molecular function: monooxygenase activity; iron ion binding; heme binding.